Molecule: messenger RNA, 3984 nt
Organism: Tetrahymena thermophila SB210
Lineage: Eukaryota; Ciliophora; Oligohymenophorea; Hymenostomatida; Tetrahymenidae
Product: RasGEF domain protein
Exons: 2
Biological process (GO): positive regulation of GTPase activity; Ras protein signal transduction
Cellular component (GO): plasma membrane
Molecular function (GO): guanyl-nucleotide exchange factor activity
Source: RefSeq, a predicted model, not a curated record
AUGAGUGAAAUGAUCAAUUAAAAGAUUAAACCUGAUGUAGACUUGCAUUCUUACUACAAAAUGAGGACAAAGGGGAAAAAAUUCUCUCUUGAAUUUAAUUAAAUGUCUUAUACUCAUGGUUCUUUAAGUGAGAAUAUAAGGGACGGGCUCAUUUUAAGUAAUCAAAUGAAAACAAUUAACGAAAGUGAUGAGUUCAAUCAAUCAAAAAUCAAUGAAGCGUAGAACUAAUUUUUGUAGCCUUAAUCUGAUAUUUUUAUAGGUAGUUCUGAAUCCCAUCUAAGUCAAUCAGCGAAUGAAGAUUAGAUGAAUUCCAAAAUCAGGCUACUUAAUAAUAAAAAGUAAUCGAUGGAAAUAGGAAUAUAAAAUAAUGAUAUGUUUAAUGAUACUAAAUGCAAUAGCUCAACAACUCAUUACAAUCCAGAAAUGCACAGCAAAAUAAAAAAAACUCAUAAAAUUGGAACGAAAAGCUCACGGAGUUUAGAUUACGCUUCCAAAUAUAAGAAUAAUUAUAAUUAUAUUAGAAAUUUUCUUGUAAGUGGCUAACCUAAAUUUAAAAAUAAAUAAGAUAAUUGUUUUCCAAAUUAAUAAAUAAAUCAAUAACAAUUUGAUUAAAAUGAUUGCAGCGGAGAGAACAUUUAAAAUUUGAACACACAUAAGAAGAAAAGAAAGUAUAGUCAUUCUAUUGAUGAAAUAUUGUGGAAAUCUAAGCAUCAAAGCUUAGCAUCUUAAUUGGAGUUUUAAAACCAAAAAAAAUUAACAACACGCUUAGAAUGUCAAUCCUCUAUUCAUAAUUUACUAAAAAGUAAGCUUGCCUAAUUUAAGAUGAAAAGAGCUAGUUCAGAUCAAUCAUAAAUGCUAACAGUAAUAGAAAUUAUGGAAUAAUUCUAUUCUAGAUAAGCUAUUAAAAAUAUCAAUUAAAAUGAAUUAGAUAUUUCCUAUGAUUUCAAUACUUCCUGCUGUUCUAACUCUAUUACGCCUUAGUUUUUCACUGAGGAAACAGCGGCAAAGUAUAUUUUGAAACUCUUCAAAAACAGAAACUUUUUAAAGAAAAAUUAUUUAGAAGAAAUUCAUAAAAGCAAAGAAGGUCAUAUUUAAUUUAAGGAAUGCUGUCUUGAGGGAAAAUGCGCAGCAAACGGAAACAAAACACCACAUGUAAAUAAAAUCAAGUGCAUGCAUAAAUACCUCCUUUUGUAUAGAGCAUUUUAAGAUGAAUAAUUUUUCAAUGAGCUAGUAAUUAAUACAUACGAUUUUCUAAUAAGCAAUCAUGAGUUAUUUACUCAAAUGGUUUGCUUCUUCUUUUUCAAUGAUAAUGUCUCUUUUAAUAGAUAAUUUAAAUGUCUUGAAUUUUGUCUUAAAUGGAUCUCUAAAAGGCCUUUUACUUUCCAAGAAAAUUCAGACCUGUUUUAUAAAAUGAAAGAGUUUGUAUAAUUUAUAAAAUUAAAAUAUUGUUCUUUCAAAUUAUCUGAAAAUGGAGCAGCUUAUUAAAAGCAAGCUUCUCCCUGUAAAUGCGAUUCCUUUUUAAAGCAAUUUAAUUUUGUAAAUAAUCCAAAUGAUAAUUAAGAGCAAAUUUAUAUUAUAUAGAAAGAUCCUCUUACUAUUUAAUCACCAAUAAAACUUUUGAAACAAAACUUUUCUACACCAGCAAUGGACGAAGCAAGGUCAUAUGAAUUUUAUAAGUUAAAAAAUCUUCAAUAAAAUAAAUCUGAAGCAAUUAGUCAUCCUGAAUAUAACUUAAGACAAAACAGUAUAGGCAGUAACUAAAACUCAUAUUUUGAUAACCGUAUGCAAAGCAAUGACUUCUCUGUCUAAAAUUCCUUUAACAAUAUAAACAAUAAUAACUCUUACAACUCAAUUCCUUUAAAUAACAUAAAAAGUGAAUCAAAUAAUAAUAGCAAUAAUAACGACAAUGUUAAUAGUAAUAAUUAUGAUAGCACACAUGUAUCUUUAGCUUCUAGAUCUGAAAAGAGAAGAGGCCCUCCACCUGCUCUUGCUAGAUAUAAUAACACUCCAAAUUAAAAUUAAGCUAAGAAAUUGCUUUCUAAAAUUAUUUUAAACUAAAAUUCUUCUUCUCCAUAAAAAAUUUAAGAAGAAAAGUAAAUCGAAAAGAGUUAAUAACAAAUAUAGAGUUUUGAUAGUAAAACCACUUCAAUACCUUUUAUAAAAGACAGUAGAGGAGCUACAAGCUCAAUAUAUUGUAAUUCUCAAGCGACUGCAGCAUGCACCUUUACAAAUCAAGGAGAGAAUGUGAUUUUUUCAUAAACAGAGUCUUCUGCUCACAUAAACACUUUUAAAUCAUUAUUUUCAGAAAGAAAAGAAAGUCAAGAUUUGUUGUAAAUACCUUAAUUUAAGGGUCCUUAAGUAAAAUCCAUGCUAAUUAAUUAAACAUAAAGCAUAGAUGAGUUUUCUUCAUCAUACAACAAUAAAACAGGUCUUAUUUAUCCUACCAAUUUAUCUGCUUCUCUCUACCUAGAAUAAUAGUCUAGCAACAAUUUAGAUAACAAUUAUUUGUCUGGAUCUAAUAGUAUGAGCAAGUCUCAUCAACCACCAUAAAAAUAAUAUGCCAAGUUAAGCCAGCUAGAGACUAAGUAGAAUCACAUUUAGUAUAAGGAUGGAAUUAAAGAAGAAGAAAUUAUUGAAUCUUAGGAAUCUUCUUAUAUCUCUUCUUAGUCUUCCUCUGUAAGAGAAAAAAGUUACAGCGCCAGUUAAUUAACAUUAGUUGUUUAGUCUAUUUAAUAGGGAAACUCAUCAUCGAAUUCGAAUGGAAAUAAUUCUAGUUUAAAAUCUUAUCAAAACACUAGUGCUUUGAAAUUAAGUCCUCCAAGCUAAAAUGUAAGCCAACUAAAAUAAAUGAGUCCUAAUAACAGUAAUCAGCAAAACAGUUCUUUAAAAUUGAGCUUGAAUAAUGAUAGCGAAAUAAAAAAAAAUAAAAAAAAGUAAUUAAAUAAAAGACUAACUGCUGAUGAAAUAUAGCUAUAAGAAAUGUCUGAAAAGAUUAUGCAAAUAGAAAACACCUUAAUUUAGACAGAGGUGAAACAAAAUGAUAUUAGAUUGACUUCAUAAUUUGCUUAGACAUUUAAGUGUCUUUCUUAAUCUUAGCUCCAAUAGAUUCAAGAUAAAUGGCAUGCAACUAUAAGGUCAAGAUUCUAUGAAAGACUAAAUACCUAAAUUCUGAAGGAAAAGUUUUCUCAUGACAUUUUCAUUUAGUUUGAUAUAGACAUAAUAGCUUAACAAAUAUGUCUUAUUGACCACUCAUUAUUUUAUAAUAUCAAUAUUUAUGAGUUGUUCCAAGACAAAAGACUCAAAUCCUUUAAUUUAUUUACGCAGUAUGGUUAAAAAAAGAAUCUUAAUCUUGUCAAAAGACGCUUUAACUUAUUUACUUACUUCAUUAUUUUUAUAAUAUUAUUGCAACAUUCACAGUCAGAGACACUUCAAAUGUAUGAAAAGCUACUUCAUUUAAGUGAAAGGGCUCUUGAGUACUAAAAUUACAAUCUUUGUCUAUAAAUUUAUUCAUCUUUUAACUCAAGUAUAAUUUAUGAGAAAAUAAAGCAAGUCUAGUAAGUAUCUUCUUAGUUAACUAAAAAAAGAUUCUCAGUUUUAGAAAAAGCUAUUGAAUUCAAUCGCUCUUUUCAUAGUUUAAAAGAGUCUAUGAGUAAAGCUAAUCCUCCACUCGUACCUGCUUUGAAUAUAAUCACAAGAGACCUCACAUUAUUAGAUCAGAUUAAAGAUGAUUUCAUCUAAGUUCAGCACUAGUAGCAAAUAGAUCUAGUCAAAUUUGAAGAAAUAUCUAAACUUUCUCAAAUAAUUUUUAAUGUAAAACGUCACAAAUAUCCUUUUGUAAUUUACCCUGCAGUCUAUGACUUUUUCUCUGUAUAAUUUGAGAGGUACAUGGCUCAAUACAUAGAUAUGAAAGAUAUAUCAACAGUUGAGUUUAAGCUCUCUGAGUUUGCUAAGAAAUCUUGCUCUUCUAAUUCUUCUAAAAACUGA